Molecule: messenger RNA, 733 nt
Organism: Homarus americanus (American lobster)
Lineage: Eukaryota; Metazoa; Arthropoda; Malacostraca; Decapoda; Nephropidae
Product: keratin-associated protein 6-2-like
Exons: 2
Coding region: 53-595 (180 amino acids)
Cellular component (GO): extracellular region
Molecular function (GO): peptidase inhibitor activity
Source: RefSeq, a predicted model, not a curated record
CCGACACAGACCUUCCAGUUCAUCUCCCAACCAGUCCGCCGCUCCUCCUCAGAUGAAGUUCGUGGUGGUGCUCAUAUUGGCAGUGGCCCUAGCGGCAGCCGAUGACGAUGCCGCUAGCAACACUCCCCAAGGACGCACUAGGACUAGGGGCUCCGGCAGCGGCAGCCAGUCUUCUAAGAUCUUUGGAGGUGGACUCCUAGGUGGACUCGGUGGUGGACACGGAGGUGGGUUCGGUGGCGGACACGGAGGUGGGUUCGGUGGUGGACACGGAGGUGGACACGGAGGUGGGUUCGGUGGUGGGUUCGGUGGUGGACACGGAGGUGGACACGGUGGUGGAUCAUCUGGUUGCCGGUACUGGUGCAGGACACCCCAGGGUCAGGCUUAUUGCUGUGAGAACAGCAGCCAAGUACAAAGUCAAGUCGCUGUGAAGCCCGGAUAUUGCCCACCUGUCCGUCCUAGUUGUCCCCCUGUCAGGAGUUUCGGUCCCCCACAGACCUGUUCCAACGACGGUUCCUGCAGUGGUUACGACAAGUGCUGCUUUGACACUUGUCUUCAAGAACAUGUGUGUAAACCCAUUCAGCAAUUCGGUCGCUAAAAUGACGAACUUGGAUAAUGUCGGACAAUUUAUUCAGUAUACAAUGUAAAGGUGAGACAUGUUACCUAAGGGAGGGACAGCUUCAUAUAUACUCACCUUCCGAUGUUUGUAAUAUAAAAUAAAGAACAAGAUAAAUCC